Molecule: messenger RNA, 582 nt
Organism: Balaenoptera musculus (blue whale)
Lineage: Eukaryota; Metazoa; Chordata; Mammalia; Artiodactyla; Balaenopteridae
Product: peptidyl-prolyl cis-trans isomerase A-like
Exons: 1
Coding region: 43-537 (164 amino acids)
Biological process (GO): protein folding; protein peptidyl-prolyl isomerization
Molecular function (GO): peptidyl-prolyl cis-trans isomerase activity
Source: RefSeq, a predicted model, not a curated record
UUGCAGACGCCGCCACCCCGGAACCUCCCGCGCUGCCCAACCAUGGUCAACCCUACUGUGUUCUUUGACAUCGCCGUCGACGGCGAGCCCUUGGGCCGCGUCUCCUUCGAGCUGUUUGCAGACAAAGUUCCAAAGACAGCAGAAAACUUUCGUGCUCUGAGCACUGGGGAGAAAGGCUUUGGUUAUAAAGGUUCCUGCUUUCACAGAAUAAUUCCGGGAUUUAUGUGCCAGGGUGGUGAUUUCACACGCCAUAAUGGCACUGGUGGCAAGUCCGUCUAUGGGGAGAAAUUUGAUGAUGAGAAUUUCCUCCUGAAGCACACGGGUCCUGGCAUCUUGUCCAUGGCAAAUGCUGGCCCCAACACAAACGGUUCCCAGUUUUUCAUCUGCACUGCCAAGACUGAGUGGUUGGAUGGCAAGCAUGUGGUCUUUGGCAAGGUGAAAGAGGGCAUGAAUAUUGUGGAAGCCAUGGAGCGCUUUGGGUCCAGGAAUGGCAAGACCAGCAAGAAGAUCACCAUUGCUGACUGUGGACAAAUCUAAUAGUAAAUUUGACUUGUGUUUUAUCUUAACCACCAGACCAUUCCU